Molecule: messenger RNA, 1206 nt
Organism: Peronospora farinosa
Lineage: Eukaryota; Oomycota; Peronosporomycetes; Peronosporales; Peronosporaceae
Source: the annotation of a GenBank genome assembly
AUGGGGAAGAAGCAAGGAGGAGGCCGGCGCAUGCGUCAUGAAGAAAAUGAUGAUGAUGAAGCUGCGUCUAUAGCGUCGGUGGAGACGCGCGGGACCUUCAUGUCGGACGACAGAGAGUUCUACGACGGAUACUCAAAGAAUUUGGACGACGACCAGAAAGUUGAUGAGGCCAUUGAAGAGCUGACCGAGAAGAGAACGACCACACGGGUUGCUGCCAUGGAAAAUCUGACUACCUACCUACUGCAAUACUUGGCACCGGAAGACGUCAACGAAAGCUUCUUCGACAAUGUGCUUGGAUGCUUGCGCAAGCCGUCUGAAGACGAAGCAGUGUUAGGAUCUCGUAUUCUGGCGAUCCUGGCAAUCAUUUUUGGAGAUGAUGAGGAGCGCUUUUACCAGCGAUCGAAAGCCGUGCUAAAUCCAUUGAUCAAGACAGCCAAAACCGCAAAGGUUAAGGUGGCGACGAUCCGUGCGCUCGCAUUGAUCUGUUUUCUGAGCAGUGUUGAGGAAGAGAACACUUUAGAGCUUUUGGGGCUACUCGAGACGUUUUUCAAUCCGAAAAUUAUUGGCGAUAUUUGCAAAGCAGCGCUGGAUUCGUGGGGGCUUGUUGCUUCGUCCCUCUCAGACGAUAUCCUCGCUAGCGAUGAAUUGCUGGAAAGACUGGUGCCGAAGUUUCUGGUCUUGCUCGAGCACAAGGACGUCGACGUGCGUUCUGCCGCCGGUGAGAAUGUUGCUUUCCUGUACGAAUGCGCGCAGUGUUGCGGUGUUUCUCUGCCAUAUGGAGAAGAGAUCGUGGGACGUUUCCUUGAAAUGAGCAAGAACAACAGCAAGAAAAACAGCAAGAAGGAUUGCAAGACACAGCGUUUUGUCUUUCGAGACAUUCACUCGACACUUGCUACCGGUGAAACUCCACACGUCUCUUUUACGGUGAAAGGUGAGGUGCUAGAGAUCAGCACUUGGCGAUCUGUGAAGCAAUUUGAAGCGGUGAAGGAUUGUUUGCAGACUGGCCUUCAGGAGCACAUCAAGUACAAUAAUGCGCUUCGUGCGAUGCUGGACUUGCCUGAGACUUUGGAAGACCGCAAUGUGGACAGGAGCGAUAUCUUUGACAAAAAGUCUGCUUCGAGGAAGCAACGCAGCAAUGAACUCAAGGGGGACCGUAAACGGAAGCAGCAUAUGCAGGAUGCCUUUUACGACGAUGAUUUUCACUAG